Peronospora farinosa is the source of this 1386-nucleotide messenger RNA. NCBI's taxonomy places the organism in Eukaryota, Oomycota, Peronosporomycetes, Peronosporales, Peronosporaceae. The record is from the annotation of a GenBank genome assembly.
AUGUCGACCGGCGAGCACCUCGCGCGUGUGUGUCCUGCGUGGAAAGACGUUAAAGGCUUAGACGACGUGGACGAAGCGCCGCACCGUAACGAGUUCUUCUGUAUCGAGUGCGAGGCGCACGAGUCGGAGCAUCGCAAGGGAAAUAGACGGAAGCACACGUUCCAGCCACGUUUUCCGACUUCUAAGGCUGCAAUUGAGGCCAAUAGAACGACGACGAACGUGGAGAUCGAUACGAUGCGAGCAGCAGUUGACUAUGAUGGUGUCGAGGAUGAGCUGGAUGGAGACACAAGCAGCAGUGAAGAACGAGAUCUUUAUUGCGAUUACCCGUCGCCAGACAGUCCAGUAAGACUUACCAAUGACAAGCUGGACACGCCCAAGUUCCUGCCGACGGCCAAGCGCGUGCGUGCACAGCUGCAAGAUGUAUGUGGAUUCCUGUCGGCGUUAGCGGUGGCGUCGGACUACAAGGCUGGAGAAGAGAUUAUUGACGAAAAGAAAUUUGCCGACUGUGCCGAGUUCUUUCUUCAGGAGAUGUUUGAACUGGGUAGACGAUACAAGAUCAUGAACCCAGAGAAAUGCGCGAAAAUUCGCACUGUGCACGAUGUGGCGGAAGCUGGUGGUGCUUUGGAUAUGUUACAUUCAGCGCCAGAUAAAGCAGAAGGAGCAGGCAUUCAAGCUUUGAGCGACAAGUACGAAAGCCGACGUUUCUCACGUGAUUGUCUCCAGCAGUGUCUGUACUCGAUCGCAGAUAACAAUUACCAUCUGUACUUCGAGCGCGACCCGAUCGAUCGCAUGAUUAAGCUUCUAAUUACGAAUUUCAACCCAGACGACGAGGAUGGAGAUAGUUCUUUGGCCAUCAUUAGCGGAAAUGACGGUGCACGAUUGUCCCAUUCGCACGAUCGGCAGUACAACUAUGUGCUUCAGUCUCUGACGCUCUGGCGCGAGAUCGCGCAUGACAUGUUCCGCCUGUGGUGUCUGACAGACGAGGACCUACUCACCGAUGUCACACGGUAUGAGCUGACGGAGACCGGUCAGGGUCUGCACCGCAUCCAGUCUGCGCCUCGUGUUUCUCGUGCCAUGCACGUUAUUCUUCCCUCUACUAUGCGCAGUUUAGACUCGUGGGUGGGCUCAAGUGUCAUCCGUUUUGGAGACAAGAAUGUCCCCAACGCGCUCAUGUUCAUCAUUACAACCAGCACACUAUUCUGGCAGACUUCUUCCGCGAAGCUUUCGGCGACAGCGGAGCGGACAAUUUUUUCGAGGCUGGAUCAUGCAUUGAUGGACGACUUACGAGCGAGCGCCUGGAAUUGGUGCUCGAACCUCCACACAAAGCCAUUCUUCCCUAUUUUCAAGAUUACAGGCUUUGUAGGCUUUGAUGGCAAGUUUGGAUAG